This is a messenger RNA of Terrapene triunguis (Three-toed box turtle), 2183 nucleotides long. Its product is annotated as tripartite motif-containing protein 15-like. Lineage: Eukaryota; Metazoa; Chordata; Testudines; Emydidae. Gene Ontology annotation, molecular function: protein binding. The transcript has 5 exons. The record is from RefSeq and is a predicted model, not a curated record. Bases 25 to 942 code for a protein of 305 amino acids.
ACAGAAGCUGAGAGGCAGAAGAUUAUGUCUGAGUUUGAGCAGCUGCAUCAGUUCCUGAGGGAACAAGAGCGACUCCUGCUGGCCCGGCUGGCAGAGCUGGACCAGGAGAUUGUGAAACUGCAGGAUGAAAAUGUCAUCAAACUCUCCAAGGAGAUUUCCCGUCUCAGUGAGCAGAUCAGUGAGCUGGAGGGGAAGUGCCGGCAGCCAGCCAGUGAAUUCCUGCAGGACAUCAGAAGCACCAUGAGCAGGUCUGAGGAGGGGAAGUUCCAGCAGCUGCUGGAGGCUUCUUCUGAGCUGGAAAGGAGCCUCAGCAAUUUCUGUCAGAAAAAUAUUGCUGUAAAGCUGACCCUGAACAAACUGAAAGAUGUUCUGCCAUUGGAACUGAAGACAGGAAAGGGGAAAUCCAUGGGAUCAGAUGAGAAGGCGAGUGUGACUCUGGAUCCAGACACGGCUCAUCCCCGGCUUCUCCUGUCUGUGGAUCGGAAAAUUUUGACCUGGGACGUCAUACGGCUGAACCGUCCUGAACAUCCCCAGAGAUUUGAUUCGUCUCCUUGUGUGCUGGGCUGUGAGGGAUUCACCUCAGGGAGACAUUGCUGGGAGGUGGAGGUGGGGCAUGGGACAGCCUGGGCUGUGGGGGUGGCCAGAGAGUCUGUGAAGAGAAAGGAGGAGCUCAGUGCGGCACCUGAGGGGGGGAUCUGGGCUGUGCAGAGGUGGGGGUUCCAGUUCCAGGCUCUCACCUCCCCUCCAACCCCCCUGUCUCUGAGCUGCGUCCCCAGCAGGAUCCAGGUGUCUCUGGACUGUGAACAGGGGCAGGUGGCAUUUUUCAGUGCUGAUAGCGAGGCCCCGAUCUUUACUUUCCCACCAACCUCAUUCACGGGGGAGAGACUCCGCCCUUUCUUCUGGGUCUGGGGUGUAGGUUCCCAACUCACUCUCUAUUCCUGAGGCACCCGGUGGCACAUGGCUCCCAGUCCCAUGAAACGAGCUUCUCCGGCCUCUGAUAUCCUAGUCUCUUUGGCCCUGCAUGGCUCCCAUGUUCUUGCAGAGACAUUUAAAUGCAAAGUGAACAGACCAGAAAAGCUGCUGUCUCUGCCCCAUCGUGGGUCUCUCCUGCUUGUCUCUGUCUCUCUCCCUCUGAAGGACCAUGACAGCCCUGCAAGGACUGGAAAAUAGGGGUUCACAGCUUGCCUGUCUCUGAAGGGGGCAGGAGGGUUUCCAGGAGCCCCAAGACUUGUAUGACUCCGUGGUCCCACAAAAGAGAACAUGCAUAUCAUGUGAAGGGAACCUAGUCAUGGCUGUAAUGCAUUGCUCAAACUGUGACCUGCAGAGAGCUGUCUGGCUCCUCCCCCUUGUUUUCAGCUCCUGUGUUGCAUUAAAAUAGCCUUAGGAUUCCUUCCCCAGGUGAGCGGUUGCUGUGGUUGUCCCAGGGAUGUUGAGGAGUGGGGAGGUGGGCCCUGCAGUCAUGUCUGAGAGAGAAAAUGGUCUGUGAGUCACUAUAUCUACUGGGGUGGGUGUACACUGUGUUUAGCCUCACAACACUUCUGUGAGGUGGGGAAAUGCUGUUACCCCAUUUCAGAGAGAGGAAUGUCCAGCACAGAGCAGAUAAAUGACUUGCCUGAAGUCACAUAGGAAGACAGUUACAGAGCAGGGACUUGAACCUGGGUCUUCCAAAUAAACAGCUAAACCACCAGACCAGCCUUCUUCUCUGCAUUAGGAGCCUGGGAAAGGAGGAUAAAGACAAAGCUACACGCAGGGAAAAUAUAUUAGUAAAGUUUGUCUAAUGAUCCUCUCACUGUCCCUCCCCACAAUCACUGGGCCAGCCCUGUGCAGAGUCAGGUGAUCACAGUGGACAGGACCUGAGUACAUGGUGGGAAUGAAAAUAGAUUAUUUUUUCAGGCCUGCUCUGAAAUGCUCAGGCUGCCUCUGAAUGCCCAGUUAUGUUCUGUGCUCAGCUUUCGGGCCCCGCUGCCCAAAGCCCUUCCUCUUGCCUGGUCUGUUUGUGUUCCCUAGAUAAACUUCUCCACCUGGGCCCUGCUGUUUCUAAACAGAUCCCUUUGGAGGAAGAGAUGAGAAACAGAGAAACAUACAUCUCUCUGUCACCCACAAUCUCUGCAACUCCCUGCCCUUCUCUGGUGGGGAUCUACAGUAAAAAAGAGUCUAUUUGGGCUCUGAGCUGAUAAAGCUGC